AUGGCAUAUGAUCGGUAUGUUGCCAUUUGUCAUCCAUUGCAUUAUGAAAUGGUGAUGAACUGGAAAUACUGUAUUGAAAUCAUAAUUGUAGUGUGGGUUACAGGUCUCCUCUUUGCAAUGUUGAAUACCACUGGCACUUUUUCCAUCCUUUUUUGUUCUAAUGUUGUUAAUCAAUUCUUCUGUGAAAUUCCACAAUUACUAAAACUAUCCUGCUCUGGAUUAAAUCUACUUGAGGUUGGAAUUCUUGUGGCCAGUAUUAUUGCUGGAGUAGGUUGUUUUACUUUUAUACUUGUAUCAUAUGCAGUGAUCUUCAAGGUAGUGUUUAGAAUCCCUUCUGAACAAGGAAGGGAAAAAGCUUUAUCCACCUGUAUUCCCCACCUCACAGUAGUGAAUAUUUUCUUUUUAAGUGGAUGCUUUGCCUACCUGAGACCUGCCUCUAACACCCCAUCUUACUUAGAUUUGGGGUUGACUGUUCUGUAUUCACUUCUUCCACCUCUGUUCAAUCCAAUUAUUUAUAGCAUGAGAAAUAAAAAUAUCAAAGGUGUUCUUUCUCAACUGUGGAGAUUUUUAUAA
Molecule: messenger RNA, 573 nt
Organism: Protobothrops mucrosquamatus (brown spotted pit viper)
Lineage: Eukaryota; Metazoa; Chordata; Lepidosauria; Squamata; Viperidae
Product: olfactory receptor 14A16-like
Exons: 1
Coding region: 1-573 (190 amino acids)
Biological process (GO): G protein-coupled receptor signaling pathway
Cellular component (GO): membrane
Molecular function (GO): olfactory receptor activity
Source: RefSeq, a predicted model, not a curated record